Colletotrichum tamarilloi is the source of this 1059-nucleotide messenger RNA. RefSeq lists its product as uncharacterized. The record is from RefSeq and is a predicted model, not a curated record. The coding region runs from base 1 to 1059 and encodes 352 amino acids. The transcript has 3 exons. NCBI's taxonomy places the organism in Eukaryota, Fungi, Ascomycota, Sordariomycetes, Glomerellales, Glomerellaceae.
AUGGCCACCAAGAUUGACUCUGCUCCCACUCAGCACAUGACCCGCGGCUGUGUGCGUUUUACACCCGGCCCUUCAUAUGGGGAUGCUACUUCAGCUCUGAAGAAGAUCCCGCGAUACCUUUUCAGAGUCCAUGCACCAAGCACCUCAGGUGAAACAUCACUAAAAUCUGUCGUGUCAAGAGCUGCUCUCUGUGGUCACGCUGGAUCCGACUGCGACAUAUUCUCGAUGCCUCCGGACGAAGCAGCCGAGAUGCUCAACUGUCACCUUCGCGGUUGGGCUCGGGAUGGUGACAACCUCAUGUCUUGGACGAGCUCAUUACUUUUCGCCCUUCAAUACGCACUGUAUCGCAGCAUCAUGCCCAAAAACGGGCGUCCCGACGACCCGUCCGAUAUCUGGAUCUAUAUCUUGGACACAAGACUUUUGCCUGGAGGUUCCUUUAUUCCCGACGUUGCACUCCUUGACGAAUUCACUGGGAAAGACGCAGCACGCACGUAUAAUCUAUCUAAGCUGCGAUUUUUGCGCCAAGAAACUCAGUACAACUUUGGGGAAUACUUGUGUCAAGGGAAGCUAUCGAUUGAAGGCGUAUGCUCUUCAGCCUCUCUCCAAAGUACCAUCGAUCAUGGCCUUUUCAGGCUCUUUCCCGAGCUCGGGCUGCCGAGCAAGAAUCUCGAACUGGCAAAAAAGGUCUGCAGGCUUCGCUUCCAAUGCUUCGCUUCACCCACGCCGGCGACGAAGGCCGACUUCCGCUUUGCCAGCUCCAUUGCGCAGGGAUGUUUCGGAGCGGAAGACGAAUGGGCACUUCCAAUGACAGCCGCAUUACUCUCUCUGCGGAAGCGACCGAUAAAUGAUGUUGUAAUCAUUGGCGGGUUCAAGGCCCUAUUCUCGGAUCAAGAGAUUUGCGAACAUAACCUCGAUACCUUCAAGACCUUCCCCCUUGAUACACACCCGGAAAUCCACCAAUUCUCCAACAUUAUCCAAGAUCUUCACAGCGACUACUGCACCAGAGGUCUUGAUUCUAUUAUCGCUACUGCCGCCAAGCUGUCGCUGAUUUCCUUCUGA